Boleophthalmus pectinirostris (great blue-spotted mudskipper) is the source of this 645-nucleotide messenger RNA. RefSeq names its product protein PET117 homolog, mitochondrial (gene pet117). NCBI's taxonomy places the organism in Eukaryota, Metazoa, Chordata, Actinopteri, Gobiiformes, Gobiidae. Gene Ontology annotation, cellular component: mitochondrion. Gene Ontology annotation, biological process: mitochondrial respiratory chain complex IV assembly. The transcript has 3 exons. The record is from RefSeq and is a predicted model, not a curated record. Bases 284 to 523 code for a protein of 79 amino acids.
GCCUGUUCAGAAAACAGUUGUGCUCGGUCCCUCUGGAGCGCGAGCGGAGACAGACACAGACACGGGGACAGAGGAGGACACGGGGACAGAGACAGACCCGGGGACAGAGGAGGACACGGGGACAGAGGAGGACACGGGGACAGAGGAGGACACGGGGACAGAGACAAACACGGGGACAGAGGAGGACACAGAGGGACAGAGGAGGACACAGAGGGACAGAGGAGGACACAGAGGGACAGAGGAGGACACAGAGGGACAGAGGAGGACACAGAGGGACAGAGUAAUGUCUACGGCCUCCAGACUGGUCCUGGGAGUCUCCGUGGUCCUGACGCUGAGCACCGUGACCGCCGUGCACGUGAAGCAGGCCUGGGACAGAGAGCGUCUCCAUCAGGGUGUGCUGAGGGACCUGGAGCGGCUCCAGAGGAAACAGGAAAACCUCCGACGCCUCGAGGAACAACGAGAACUGACCCGAAUCCUGCAGCAAGACCAAGACCAAGACCAAGACCGGGACCAGGUGUGGUGACCAGGUGACCAGGUGACCUGGUGCGCUCAGAUGGACGGGCUGGAGGAGGGGGAGGUGGAGGGGGAGACUCUGCUCAUGGUGGAGUCGGACUCUGUGGAUCUGUCCCAGGACCAGAGUGGAGA